UAAUUGCGUAACUUGUUCGCUGGAGUUUGGAUUAUGUGGUGUGAUUGUUGUAACGUUGAGCUGCCUGCGAUGACAGUGGCAAUUCAAAACCAGUGUGGCCCCGGCAUCCCGGAGCAGUGAAACCAGCGUGGGGUGCGUACUCACGGGGAGAGAGACCGCUGGCUGCCUGGGCCCUCGUUCCGCUGUCUCUCAGGAGACCCAGAGCCACAAGGGGCUUUUCUCAUUGGCUCUGCAUCCCCAGCGACAGCCCCGCAGAGGCCUAGAGUGAGGGGGCCGAGCUGAGCCGACCACAAAGAGGUGACUCCCCACCUGGGGCAGAGACUCGCAUAACGGCCUGCUGAAGACUAAGUGACACUUCUGACUCAGACUCAUCACUAAGGUUUGGUGGUGUUUGAUCUCAUAUAUAUGUCUUUUGAACCAGUUUGUCAUGAGUCUUGUCUGAUAAUUAGUUGUGUCAUAACCGGGUGGAGAAAUAUUUGUAGCAAAUGCUGAUGAUUCAAAGUUAAUCUUGUCCCUGGUCUCCAGCUGGGCAGUGUCCCUUUUUUCGUGCAAAUACACUUAUGUAACAUGCCUGUGAGGUCAUAUCCCUCCACAAUCAAGGAAGCGUUUUCACUUUAGGGGCUCCGUCGUCGAAAGGUUCCAUUAAAAAAGGAGAGAAAGUUGUAUUAAGUGAACAUGAAAAGAAUGGCAAACUUGUGACGGCUAGUUGGGGGGUUUUCCACUCUUGUGGUUAACUCCAUCCUGCCCCCUGAUGGCCAGAGUGUGCAGGCACACCGAAGAAAGAGGAUGGGCUAUGACCUCGAGCGCUUCGUGGGCUACGUGAACGAGGGCCUGCUGUGCUGCGUGUGCCGGGAUGUGCUGGAGGACCCGCUGCAGGCUCCUUGUGAACACGCGUUCUGCAGCUCCUGCAUAAACAGUUGGCUGGUUCACCACCACAGCUGCCCUGAGGACCGCCAGCCACUGGAGGGCGCCCUGCUCAAACCGCUCUUUAGGUACAUGCGGAACGACCUGAGCCGGCUGCAGAUCCGCUGCCGGAACCGGGAGCAGGGCUGUGAGAUGGUGUGCUCGUUGGAGUCCGUGGACCGGCACGAGCGAGAGUGCGAGUACAGCCUGGUGGCCUGCACAAACACAGGCUGCCCCCUACAGGUGGAACGCCGCUCUUUGCAGGCCCAUCUGAGCAGCUGCGAGUUCCGCAGCAGGGAGUGUCGUCAUGGCUGUGGUUACACCAUCCUGAGCUGCGAGGACGCCCAGCACAGCUGCGUGGCGGAGCUGCGCACCGAGCUGGAGCUGCUGAGGUCUGAGAUGAUCUGCAAGAUGGAGGAGGUGAGGCAUGAGAUGGAGUCCCGACUGGAUUCCCAGAGGAGGCACAUGGUGCAGAAGGAGAGCCUGCUGAAGAGCGAGGUGGAGGAGCUGAAGGGCCAGCUGUCGCGGGUGAUGUCAGACGUGCGUGCCCUGCUGGGGGCGGAGAGGCUCCACCGGCAGGAGCUGGAGCAGGCCGAGCUGGAGAAGCGGGAGCUGUUGGAACUGCUGAAAAGCCUACAGAGGGAGGGCCGGGCUCCUGGCACCGCGCCGGCCCAGGCUCCGCCCCCCGCCACGGAGGGCCUGCGCAAGCCUGCUGGCGGACCCCGUGGGCUCACGCUUGACUGCAUGAAGAGGAAGUCCCGCGAGGUGACGGUCAUCUGAGGCGCUAGCAAGCCACACGGUCACGUUGCGACUCGCACCUGCCAGACUCGCAGCUGUUCCCAAAUGACCCACAUUAUCUGCCACUCCGGCCUUUUCAACAAGAGUAAACACACAGUCAAGGGUUUAAUAAGGUUUACUCUCUUCCGUACUGUUUAUACCUUUUUCUGCAAGUACCUUUUUAUUGAACAGGGUGGUAUGUGGAUUGUUUUCACCAUCACUAGCAUUCAGCCUUCUAACUAAAAGAGGUGUGUAUAUUAUUGGAGGUCAGUAUGAAUGUGAAAGUUGGGAUAUUCAGUGAGGUUUUAUCUGGCUGUUUACCUCUAUAAUUUCAGGGUACGAAUCGGCCUUAGCUAGUGUCAUCUCCUUUCGAUGCCUGUCUUGUUCUUUGCCUCUUCAGUUUAAAAUCAAUGACUGAUCAGACUUUACUAACAAAUAUGGCUUUUUUUUCUUCCUGUUUGUACCGCGGAAUACAAGUUGAAGGCUAAUGAACAAGCGCCGUUUGGUUUCGACGUGAAGGAGUGCUUUGGAUUCCGUCACACAAACGAAGACCCGUGUUAUGGUCAUGGAGACGGAGCCCUGUCGUCAACUGGGAACUUUCUGAAAACACUGCAGUUCAGGUUCCUGUUGCUUAGGUCAUCAAGGAAAUUUUGUAGGAUCAUAAGGGACUGAUAUGACAGUUCUGGAGGGGGGGGGGGGCGCAGUUAUUAUAAGAUUUAGUAUGUUUGUAUUUCUGUAUUUACAUUUUGUUUGUUUUAAAAAUAAACAAGGUAUUGAAAACCGUU
Messenger RNA from Brienomyrus brachyistius, 2465 nucleotides. RefSeq names its product ring finger protein 41, like (gene rnf41l). The record is from RefSeq and is a predicted model, not a curated record. Gene Ontology annotation, molecular function: zinc ion binding. The transcript is spliced from 6 exons. Bases 787 to 1683 code for a protein of 298 amino acids. NCBI's taxonomy places the organism in Eukaryota, Metazoa, Chordata, Actinopteri, Osteoglossiformes, Mormyridae.